GUGCGCACAGAACUUGAUCAGUUGGCACACGUAUUACACAGCAAGUUUUGCAGAGGAGCAUUUCCACAGGAUGGCAUUGUGGAAGGGACUCUAUAGCAAUGUGGAUGUGCUUGAACAUCAGACAGAUGAUCCCAAGGUCCAUGAACAGAGAAGGUGGUCAGACUCCAAAGAGAACCCCGAGGUGGAGAGCACAUAUGAGCCCAUUGACCCAGCAAUCAGACUGGAGGGGAGAGAAGCAGAGCCACUGCCUGCAGGUUGCUGUCCAGCAUGCUGGAAACCACCUUUCACAUGCAAGGCUGGCAUAGUAGCUGGUACCGCUGUGCUGGCCACAUCUGUGUCCCUGAACAUGUUGCUGCUCGCUCUGGGACUGGUGCACUAUUCUAAGAUGGUUGCUACCUUGGAACAGGCACACCAAGAGAACAAGCGGCUGCAAGAGGCAGUACCUAACUCCUUCUUACUGUACAAUGAGGCUCACAAUGCCUGCAUGACUAUGAAACAGCCCAACAAUCUCGUCAAGGCUUCUUGUGACCCUGGUGUCCCAACCCAGCACUUUCAGCGGCUCUCCAGAGGCCUCCUUCGUCAUGUGGCAUCACAGCUAUGUGUUCAAGCCCACGGGGCAAAAAACAAGGUGGCUAUCAUUCUGCAGCCCUGCAAUGCACAGAGAUCACUUCAACACUGGGAGUGCCAUGACCAUGAUCUCCUGGCCCUUCAGGGCACAGCUCUGUACUUCCACUAUGGCCACAGUGCCCAGAAGCUGGCAAUGCUGUAUAGUCAGAGUGGGCGCUGGAGUCGCUGGCUCAUCUAUGGAACACAAAACAACAUCUGCAGCACUUGCAACCCCUUUUCAAAAGAUUGGACCUUCUUUCAGGGGAGCUACUACUUCUUUUCAUACUCUCCAGGAACUUGGGAAGUGGCCAACCAAUCAUGCACCUCGAUGGGAUUCCACCUAGUGAUGAUCAACAGCAUAGAAGAAAAGGGCCACGUUACAACCAUUAUGAAGACUCCUGCCUGCUGGAUCGGCCUUACUGACCAGGUGCUUGAAGGUGACUGGAAGUGGGUGGAUGGGACACGCGUAGAACAUGACAACAGCUAUUGGCAUCAUGAGCCUAAUGGUGGAAAAGGUGAGAAUUGUGCCUUGAUGCAAAACAGUCUUUGGUACGAUCACCAAUGCAAAGAUAACUUUCACUGGGUCUGUGAGAGAAAGCUUUAGUUCAAUGGAGACAUCUCACCAACACAAGAUUACAUUACAUCUGUCAAGCAUAAACACUGGAGGCUGAACCUAUGCAGAUUCUAGCAGAUCAGCACAGCUAUGUAACUUCUGUCUUUUCCCAGUCAAAACUGUAUACAGAUAAA
This is a messenger RNA of Python bivittatus (Burmese python), 1353 nucleotides long. Its product is annotated as macrophage mannose receptor 1-like. NCBI's taxonomy places the organism in Eukaryota, Metazoa, Chordata, Lepidosauria, Squamata, Pythonidae. The record is from RefSeq and is a predicted model, not a curated record.